AACAACAACGAACAGGUUAAUGUUGUGGAAAAAUGAGAACAACGCGCGCAUUAGAGUGAAACAAAGGUUGUGGUUAGUAUACAGCCUGAGGUAUGUGAGGAUAUAUCAUAUAGACAAAAGAAAUAUCAAAAUGGCUGAUCAGGAAAAAGCAGUCGGAACCAAGAAAGAUUCAGUAACUGUUGUAAUAGCGAUGGAUGGAAGUGAAUAUUCGGAUUACGCAUUGCAAUUUUAUAAAGACUGUCUCCACAGGCCAGGAAAUAAGGUCUUAAUUGCACACAAUAUAGAAUACAAGAUUGUCUCGCAUCCUGCUGUGGCGGUGAUGACCGGGGCUGCUGAUUCAACACUUGUCACAAGAGAAAUCGAACAAGCAGAAGUAAGGGCAGCUGAACUUGUUGAAAGGCUUAAACAAAGAAUGACAGAAUUACAGGUUGAGGGAAGUGUUGAGAAAAUCCACGGCGAAACUGGACCAUCUAUUGUCACCUUUGCAACUGACAAUAAAGCCGAUUAUAUUGUUGUUGGUUGUCGGGGUAAAGGGGUUCUGCGGAAAACGUUCACCGGAAGUGUCACUGAUUAUAUUACUCACCACUCCCAUGUUCCCGUGAUUGUUGCAAGGAACAUCGACCAUUUAGAGAAACUUCACCUACACAUGCCCUCUUUGAAGAUUUUCAAGAAAGGAGAUGGUCCAGGGUCUCCAAAGUGAGCAGUCUUCUCAGAACUCUAAAUAAUAACAACACAACAUAAACAUAUUGAAUAACACAUUAUACUCCACGAAUGUUUGUUUACAAGUGCUUAUUUCUUGUCUACACAUAAAUGGAAUAGGUUCUAGUUCAUAUUCUAUGUUCAACAUGGGAAUUCUUGAAUGAAGUUUUUCAAGGGCAAUUGUGCUUUGGUGGAUUGUAUAUUGGUUGCGAGGCUCGGAAGAAUGGGUGAAUUACGCAGUGUAAAUAUUCAUUAGUUCAUAUGA
Messenger RNA from Mercenaria mercenaria, 964 nucleotides. Its product is annotated as universal stress protein Sll1388-like. Bases 20 to 700 code for a protein of 226 amino acids. The record is from RefSeq and is a predicted model, not a curated record. The transcript has 4 exons. NCBI's taxonomy places the organism in Eukaryota, Metazoa, Mollusca, Bivalvia, Venerida, Veneridae.